Eruca vesicaria subsp. sativa (arugula) is the source of this 1986-nucleotide messenger RNA. Lineage: Eukaryota; Viridiplantae; Streptophyta; Magnoliopsida; Brassicales; Brassicaceae. The record is from the annotation of a GenBank genome assembly.
AUGGACGUCAACGUUGUAUCUAGUAACGGAGGAGAACCAAUGUCUCCUCCUCCUCCUGCGAAAAAACGACGCUUUGGCCAAGAGAUGAACAGAGUGGCGGAGAUUGUGCUUGUUAUAUCGGCGUUAGGGAGGAUGCGAGGAGGGAAAGCCCCUACGGAUAUGGAACUCGAGCUGAUGGUGGAAGCUAGGUCGAAACUAGCAGAGAUGUGUCAAGAGUUUACUCCUAAGGAUAUCAUCGGUGGAGAUGAUGUUAGAGGUUUGAUUGAAGAUAUGGGUUUGAAUUGUAGAUCAGGUUUCAGAGCUCCUAAGAUCACUAUCUCUGAGAAGAUGUCUCUUGGCAAAAGAAAGAUGGAAGAAGCAAAACAGUUUAUGACGCCUAUGGUGUCUCACUUGUCACGGCCGAACAAUGGUGUUGCAUCUCCAGGUCUUGAAGGAAAGAAUGUUUAUGUGGCUAAUAAGUGGAUUGGUAGUGAAGUUACUACGGUUAAUCCAGCUGGGAGCCAUCUCAGGCCUAAGAUGAUGCUUAAUGGUGCUACUUCUGAGGGCACUGCAACUUACUAUGCUGGAUCCUGGUCUGCCCAACCUCAAUCAACUAUAUCAUUCGGUUCUGCUCCAAGUAAGAAGGUGCCUAUUCAAAGUUCUGUCGUGGUAAGAGAUCCAAACUUGAGGCCAUUCAUGUCUCAAACUCCACAUGGUACAUUCUCGGGCACAAAUCAGCGGAUGCAGGGAGUGCAUUAUGGUCAGACUUCUUUGUUUCAAAACAACCAUGGUGACAUCGUUAAGAUAAUCCAUAAUUUUCUGCAUCUACGGGUCAAACAGAAUCCUGUGUGGAAUCCACCGUCCAGUGAUUAUAUGAGCAGAGCAAUGACAUGCCAGAUGUGUGAAGUUAUAAUCAAUGAAGUAGACACUAUACUGAUUUGUGAUGCCUGUGAAAAAGCAUACCACUUGAAAUGUCUGCAGGCAAACAAUUUGAAAGGGAUUCCAAAAUCUGAAUGGCAUUGCUCAAAAUGUGUACAUGCAUCCAAUGGGAAGCCAUUCCCUCCUAAAUAUGGUCGUGCCGUAACUACAGUGAAGAAGGUUGGAUCAAUGGAUACAAAGGUUAAUCUACAGAAACCAAUUGUAGCUACGGGUCCCAGAGUACAGAAUCUUCCUGGCUUUGUUUCUGGAGCAGCAACUGCAUCUCAUUCUGAGUCUGCUAGUGUGAAUGCAAAAACAAUUGCAAUCGAAGCAAAGACACAAGGAUUUAAGGAAAGUCUUAUCCGUUGUACCAAGCCUCCAGCAUUGGUAUCACUUAACAAGACUCAAAAUCCUACAGCAAUUGCAAGUAAAAGUGUUGGCACUAUGAGCAGCACUUCUCCAUUACCUGUUGGUAACCUGGUUCCCGUGAAUGCAAUGUCAAAUGCUACUUUGAGUACACCAGUAACUUCUAGCCUUGUAGCAGAAGCCCCUUCAGUUGCUGAAAAUGGAGACAGAAGGGCGUCUGGUACUGCUGACCGUUCUAUGCUAAAUACUGAGCUUACACCUCAAGUGGAGGCGUUGACUGUUACUUCGAGUGGCAAUUCUCAACCGGAAGUGUCACAUUCUGAGACUGCAAAAGCAACUGAAGAUGCAGCUACAGACGCUCUGAAUGAUAUGACAACACCAGAGAACGGUCAAGAAUCAAGCAAGGAUGCCACUGAGAAAUUUACUUCUGAACCUUGCCAGAACCAGACAACAGAAACCCCAUCCGCAGUUGUAUCAGAUCAAGAUUUGAAGAUGACUGCCGAUACAUCGAUGCCAAAAGAUAAUUCAGCUUACCAGACAGAGGAAACAGCGUCUCAGCCUCCUUCAGUGUCAUUUAACUAUCAUUCACAAACCGAGAAGGGAACACCAAAUGUUCAAGAUUCUUUACAGAAUGUUCCGGAAGAUUCGCAAGAAGGCAAAGGGUUGAUUGGUUUAGAUGAUAGACAUCAGGAACAGCCUUCAGAUUCUGAGUUUCAUAAAUGA